Bactrocera tryoni is the source of this 1527-nucleotide messenger RNA. It is a transcript of the gene eIF3e, whose product is annotated as eukaryotic translation initiation factor 3 subunit E. Lineage: Eukaryota; Metazoa; Arthropoda; Insecta; Diptera; Tephritidae. Gene Ontology annotation, molecular function: translation initiation factor activity. Gene Ontology annotation, cellular component: cytoplasm; eukaryotic translation initiation factor 3 complex; nucleus. The coding region runs from base 84 to 1388 and encodes 434 amino acids. The record is from RefSeq and is a predicted model, not a curated record. The transcript has 3 exons. Gene Ontology annotation, biological process: translational initiation.
UUUUGUCAGCACGUUAUUUGUACGCCAAACUAUCGUGAAACCUUUGAAAAUAUUCUCCAAACAGUGAAAAACUAACUUUCAGAAUGGCGCAAUUCGAUUUAACAAGAAUAAAUUGUCAAUUUUUGGACAGGCAUCUUACUUUCCCGUUGUUGGAAUUCUUGUGCGGAAAGGAGAUAUACAAUCAACAAGAAUUGUUGGAAUACAUCCUAGAUACGGUCAACAAAACCAACAUGAUCGAUUACACCAUGGACACACGUAAACGUUUAAACCUUAGUCAAGAAAUGCCGGAAGAGUUGGUGCAACGCAAGGCUGAGGUGCUGGCUACACUAAAGCAAUUGCAAAAUGAAGUAGCACCGAUUAUGAAAGCUACCGAUAUUCUUAAGAAUGGUGAGAGCAUGAAAGACUCCAAAACUUUUGUUAAUGCUCUGCAAAAGGAUUACAACUUUAAGGUGGAACAUUUGGAAAGUGCAUACAAGCUGGCUAAGUAUUUGUAUGAGUGCGGUAACUACCAAGAAUCAACGUCCUACUUAUAUUUCUGCCUGAUUGUGAUGUCACCAAACGACAAGAACUACCUUAAUGUAUUAUGGGGAAAAUUGGCAGCUGAAAUUCUGACCUUGAAUUGGAAUACAGCUUUGGAAGAUUUGACACGCUUGCGCGACUAUAUCGAUAAUGCCAAUUUCACAACAAUACAAGCACUUCAACAACGGACCUGGUUGAUCCACUGGUCAGUGUUGGUAUUCUUCAAUCAUCCCAAAGGUCGUGAUCUUAUUAUUGAUAUGUUCUUGUAUAAGCCUCUCUAUUUGAAUGCUAUACAAACAAUGUGCCCACACAUUAUGCGGUAUUUGGCCACUGCUGUCAUCAUCAAUCGUACGCGUCGCAACGCACUCAAGGACCUCAUCAAGGUGAUCCAGCAAGAAUCGUACACCUACCGUGACCCCAUAACAGAGUUCCUUGAAUGUCUUUAUGUGAACUUUGAUUUUGAAGGUGCUCGUUUAAAACUGCACGAAUGCCAAACUGUGAUCUUGAAUGACUUCUUCAUUGUCGCCUGUUUGAGUGAAUUCGUCGAGGACGCUCGUCUAAUGAUUUUCGAAACUUUCUGCCGUAUUCAUCAGUGCAUCACGAUUAGUAUGCUUGCUGACAAGCUGAACAUGAAACCUAGCGAAGCUGAAUGCUGGAUUGUCAACUUAAUUCGCAAUGCUCGUUUAAAUGCCAAAAUUGACUCAAAAUUGGGACACGUUGUUAUGGGAACUCAACCUCUGAGUCCCUACCAGCAACUGGUAGAAAAAAUUGAUUCAUUGUCUAUGCGUUCAGAGCAUUUGGCUGGAUUAAUCGAGCGUAAAAGUAAGCAGAAGAACCCCGAAUCGGCCGACUCAUGGAAAUAUUAUUGAAUAUAAACGAAAAAAGUAGUCUGUAAAGUGUAACACAAACGAAUUACAAUUACGUACUAAAGGGUUGGAUUUGCUUGCUAGUGUUCGGAAGGAGUAAUAUUUAAUACAGCAUAGAAAAUGUAUAAUAUAAAUUUUUGUA